Molecule: messenger RNA, 724 nt
Organism: Paraphaeosphaeria sporulosa
Lineage: Eukaryota; Fungi; Ascomycota; Dothideomycetes; Pleosporales; Didymosphaeriaceae
Exons: 2
Coding region: 175-483 (102 amino acids)
Source: RefSeq, a predicted model, not a curated record
CAACACUUCCAACGUCGUCGCGCCUGCUCCCAGCACCGCCACCACUACCCUUGAGGUGCCUUCUCCAAACGACGAGCCAGAGGAGCCGUCCUUUGUCGUCAUCCCACGGUGCCCCCGCUUGGUCAUCAAAUUCGGGGAAAAGCCGGUCCUCCGCCUAGUCCCAUCUUCCGAAUUAUGCCCCACAACCAGCAGUACUUCAAGACAAUGCUGAAUUCAAACUCCCCUGCGCAAUUCACCGACGCGCAGCGCUCUCAGCAAGCCCGCGGGAAGUCCUAUGCAACCAAGGCCGCGGGCGAGCCCUACGAAGCACGCGCGAAGCGCGAGCAGGCGGCGCAGAUUCUCGAGAGCGUGGAGUUGCUAGUAUGGCAUUCGAAUGCACGGAACGAGAGCGUCGCCCAAACCCGCCAGCACUUCCAGAAUAUUAUGCUCGGUCUCCCCAAAGGCGAGCCCGUGCACAGCAAGGGGAAGGAUCCGCAUAGGUAGAGCCUCUGGAAUUCUGAGGAUAGAGCGGGAAUCUAUGGUCGUCGCCGUCCAGUGGUGGCACGGGAGGACACGCGUGAGGAGUAUGACGAUGGUGACGGUGAGGAGAUGUGAGAUUUGGGAUGGUGGUGGCAUGAUGCGCUUUGUGGGUCUUGGAUGACGUUCAAGCGAUAUGGGAGGCUAUUGAGCCCUGGACUGUAUUGAUACCCUACUAUUUGGUAGCCCGACUUGAAUUUCUACCCCU